Messenger RNA from Drepanopeziza brunnea f. sp. 'multigermtubi' MB_m1, 699 nucleotides. Lineage: Eukaryota; Fungi; Ascomycota; Leotiomycetes; Helotiales; Drepanopezizaceae. The record is from RefSeq and is a predicted model, not a curated record.
AUGUCAGUCAACAACAAUAAUAACAGCAACAACAGCAGCUCGGGUAAUAGCAACUCUAGAUCCGUCUCGAGUAGCAAGAACAGAACCGAGAGCAGCUGCGAAGUCAGCGGCACCUUUUGCGAACGCAACUUUUUGACUCCGGCCGGAGGAGCAGCAGUAGAUGUUACUGCACUACCAAAGGCCAGGGAUAGUGCGACGAUUAGGGAAGCUGGCACUAGAGCUCUCAAACUUACCUUCGCUGCCUCGAGCUGCAGUCAUCUUGGAGAUGAGCCGAGCACACAAUGUAGUUUGAGGAAUCCGAACCUCCUGCAAACAAUUACGGAAGACGAAAACCUACAAUUUCUUUGUCAACAUCAACAAAAGCAAUUGAGCCAAAGGCGCAAUGAUUACGCCGACCGACCGUCAGCCGCUGAUAAAUCCAGCCCAUCAUUUUCAGCGCCGCCAACGUCACAUCGCCAAUCAGCAGAGGCUCAACUGCACCUCGAUGUUAACGUCAGCACUGUCUUACUAUCUUACGAAGCGUUUUACUUUUGGCGACUGCCUUCUCUGGCCGUCAUCAUCGCACCUUCCAGUGAUCGAUUUACGACUCUUGAGUUUCCUGCAAUCUCGUCAAAUCCACCACUGGGAGACAAGCCCAGGCCAUUAGCUUGUGUUUUCAAGCCACGACAUCGAAACCAUUUCUCACCCCUUUGCCUCUAA